Phyllopteryx taeniolatus (common seadragon) is the source of this 2607-nucleotide messenger RNA. RefSeq names its product short chain dehydrogenase/reductase family 42E, member 2 (gene sdr42e2). Bases 536 to 1936 code for a protein of 466 amino acids. The record is from RefSeq and is a predicted model, not a curated record. Gene Ontology annotation, biological process: steroid biosynthetic process. Lineage: Eukaryota; Metazoa; Chordata; Actinopteri; Syngnathiformes; Syngnathidae. The transcript is spliced from 15 exons. Gene Ontology annotation, molecular function: 3-beta-hydroxy-Delta5-steroid dehydrogenase (NAD+) activity.
ACAUCUGUCAUUCACAGCAGGGUGUGGGGAGUGAAUGACACCCAGAGGUUGCAUCACGUUCUGACUCAUCGCUAUCAGCAACACUUUGUCGCCUAUUUUCCAUCUUUGUUUGUUUUACGUAACCACACUGGGCUUCAGUUUUUUUUUGUUAUUGCCGAACACAAAAACGGACAAGGCAUCAGUUUUGAGGAAAAAGUGAGAUGAUAUCAGUGGCACCACCAGAAACGUUCUUUCUGCCCAUCUGGAGCUGAGUCCUUGUCAUUCAAGCAUCUCCUCGACCGCCUUCCUCCAUCUUUGCUGACACUGCGAGUUAGAAAAGUUUCCAGGUGCUCCAAAAGCUCCAAAGUUUGUCUGACCAGAAGGAACUCGGACCCACAAAGAAAGAGCUUGCCCGCUGCUGUCAUGCAUUACGGUAGCAGCGUGUGCAGGUGUGUGCCCGACAGGUGAGCCAGGUGCCGGCACCAGACUGCCGCUUGGCCGGCAUGUUGUGUAGCGUGGACGCCACCGGACCACGGCCAUAACCAAUACGGCGUCCAUGGAGCUGUGUGCUCCCAACAUGAGCGAGAGUGGAGGCUCCCUCUGCCAGGUGAAGCAGCUUCCCCGCCACGGCGUCUCCCUUUGCCGCCUGCGGGCCAGCGUGCGGCCCCCUCGCACCCACACGUCCCGGGGCGACCGGGCGCCCCCCGCCCUCCGCCGGCGGCCGAACGGAGAGGCGGCGUCCCGCGGGGCCCCGAAAGCGGGCCGUCGGGGCUCCUCUGGCGGCACGGUGCUGGUGACCGGAGGUGGGGGGUACUUCGGCUUCAGGCUGGGGAGGGCGCUGGCUGCCCGGGGCAUGUCUGUGAUCCUCCUGGACAGGAGCGAGCCUUCUUGGGACAUUCCUGAUGGAGCGCUCUUCUAUCAGAGCGACAUCCGGGAUUAUUCGUCUCUCUUCCACGUAUGCGAGGGGGUCGACUGCGUGUUCCAUUCCGCAUCUUACGGCAUGUCCGGCCCGGAACAGCUGAGGAAAGAGCAGGUGGAGUCCGUCAACGUGGGUGGGACCACGAACGUCAUAAAUGCGUGCAAAGAAAGGAGCAUCCCCCGGCUGGUGUACACCAGCACCACCAAUGCAGUAUUCGCGGGGGAGCCCAUUGAGGAUGGCGACGAGGCCUCGGUCCCCCGCGUGCCCCCCGACAGGCACAUUGAUCACUACUCCAGGACGAAAGCCAUAGCGGAGCAGAUGGUCCUUUCUGCCAACGGGUGCGCCCUCAAAGGCGGCGGUCUGCUGAGGACCUGCGUCUUGCGGCCUUGCGGCAUCUACGGCCCCGAAGAGCGCAGACACCUACACAGAGUGAUGGUGAACGUGGAGCGUCGCUUGUUCAGUUUCCGUUUCGGCGAUCGGCGGGCCAGGAUGAACUGGGUCCACGUGGACAACCUGGUUCUGGCCCACACGCUGGCCGCGGACGCCCUCACCGCCAAGCGGAGCUGCGUCGCUAGCGGACAGGCUUACUUCAUCAACGACGGACUUUCAGUGAACCUCUUUGAGUGGUUGACACCUCUAUUUGAGAGAUUGGGCUACAGCAGGCCGUUGAUAAACCUGCCAGUUUCUCUCGUCUAUUCAGCAGCCAUUCUGGUGGAAUACUUGCACAUAUUCCUGAGACCGGCGAUGGAGGUGCCGCUCCUGUUCACCAGAAGUGAAGUGAGGAACAUAGCAGUAAGCCACACCUUCAAGAUAGACAAGGCCCGCAGAGAGUUGGGCUACCGUCCCAAAUCCUACAGCCUGGCGGACUCCGUGGAGCAGUACCUGAAAUCCCGACAGGCCCGCUCGGGUUCGCCUCUGGUCCGCUGGGCCCCCCGGCCGCACGGACCCCGCGCGGUGCUGCUGAUGAAGCUGCUGACGGCGUUGGGAAUGCUGCUCGUCAUGUUGAGCUGCAUGCCGUGUAAGAGCCUCGCUGGCUGAACACCAACAUCGUACAAUGUUUCUCAAGUAUGCUCGCCUCACGUUAACUCGUGUACACACAAUCAAAUAUGUCAGCAGUGGCCGCCGUCUAAUGUGAGCUUCCAUUGUGCCUUAGAAAAGAUGAUUUUCUUUUAUAAUUUGGAUUUUUACUUUUCAUUUUUUCAAAAUUGCGAAUUCUUACUUAUUUAUUUGAGUUUUUAUUUCAUUUCUAUUUUAAUUUUAUUUAGACUAAAGCUUUAAGUUGAUCUUUAAAUGUAUUUUGAAAUUGAAUUUCCUUUAAAUUGAAUGUAUACAUUUUCUUCACUGCAUAACAUUAAAAAAAUAAUAAUAACAACAAUUAACAAAUGUAAUGUAAGUAAAUACAAUACCAUAAAUUGAAUUCAAAAUGUGCGUUUUAAUUUCAUUUAAAUGAUUAAAAUGUAUUGUUUGUAUUUACUUUUGUUUUUUAAAGUGUUCAUUUCAUUCCAAUUUAAUGUCAAUUUUCUUCACAGCUUGAAGCACUGACGAGUGUACCACUACACUAUCAGUGACGCUCAUUUUAUUUUAGAUUUUUUAUUAAUUUCAUAAAUUUAUCACUGAGAAAUACCUAAUAAAUCACGUAGUGGUAUUACACUGACAAUAAAACUUUUCCGUAAAGGUACAAAUUGUCAAUCAAAACUCACUAUCUUUGU